AUUUUCAUUUGGCUCUGGCCAAAAUCCAGCUUCCCGAGAAAACGAGUCUGUCUGUAUCUGCGCUUGUCUGGGAUUCCCGCCCGGCACAGCAAUCUCUAGGAAACCUUUAGCGGGCAUGGUGCCCAAGACUGUUGUUAGUUCGACAGGUUGUUUAUCAUUCUUCUCCUCACCUCUCGCUUCGCCGGUAGUAAUUAGACGCAGCCCACUGUGGAGCGCUCAUUCCGGGGCCCCCAGCAUCUGGGUGCGACGAUAUCGCGCCGUCUGGCCUUCCUACGGCAUCACCACCCCCAUCCCGGAUCCUAAUCCACAGUUCCCCAUCUCCCGCUCGCCUUUCUGCUUCCAGACAGGCUAUGCGCUCUGCGCCAAACGGCCCUCGCGUCCCUUCCCCCCACCGUUCCUGUCUCCGCCCUCUUCCUCCUUUUCCGACCCGCUGACCACCCACUACCUGAGUCAGGAUAAGAGAUUAUCCGUCCGGGGGGAUCUGGUCCGCGGCCUGAACAACGGCGACGAUGCUGUUUUAGUGGCGGAGAAUUACCUCGCCGUGAAUGAUGGCGUCGGGGCGUGGGCAACCAAGCCGAGAGGUCAUGCUGCGCUUUGGUCUAGACUGCUCCUCCAUUUCUGGGCCCUGGAACUUGAACGAGAACCCAAUGGCCAGUCCGAGUUAGAUCCUAUCGGCUAUCUCCAACGCGCAUACGAGGAAACCAUUCGAGCAACGACUUCCCCAGGUGAAUGGCUGGGAACUACCACAUCCGUCACAGCAAUACUGCAUUGGAAGCGCGAUGCUACGGGAAAUAUACGGCCCUUGCUUUACGUGACCAACAUAGGUGACUGCAAGAUCUAUGUCAUCCGGCCUAGCGAGAAGAGAAUCGUCUUCCGGACCAAGGAACAAUGGCAUUGGUUUGACUGUCCUAUGCAGCUGGGCACCAACAGCGUCGAUACUCCCCAGAAGGAUGCAGUCCUUUCCUUGAUUGAUGUGCAGGAGGAUGACCUUGUGGUGGCCGUGUCAGAUGGUAUCGUGGACAAUCUGUGGGAGCAUGAGAUCCUGACGAUCAUCCUGGAUAGUCUGGAGAAGUGGCAGCAAGGACGUCAUGAAGACAAGGACUCGGAGUGGGCGCCUCCGGCUGUGAUGGCGGACGAGCAGAUGGUGUUUAUAGCGAGGGAGCUGCUCAAAUCUGCUCUGGAGAUCGCCCAAGAUCCCUUUGCGGAGAGUCCAUACAUGGAGAAGGCGGUGGAUGAAGGACUGGCCGUGCAGGGUGGGAAAAUGGACGAUAUCAGUGUGGUAAUCGGCUCUUGCAGGAGGAGGACGUAAUUGACCUAUCUACCGGUGACCUGCACGCAGGCAGUGGGUUAGGGGUGAAGCAGGGCUUACACAUCUCAUGUCAGCACGGAGUUGACUUGCACAGCCUUUCAUACUUGACUUCCGCACAAACCUACGUCUGGAGGUGUUGUGACAGAGGGCGAUCGACAACAUAGCAGAUGUCCGAAUCAACUUCGGCUCGGCCGUCGGACAAUCGCUUGAUUACAUUGCAUACGCACUAUAUGUGCAUGGCAUGGGUGGUGUAUAUGUUGCAUGUUGGGAUCUGGGGCUCUUUGAGGACCGGUUCAAAGGGGAGGUAAUGGCGUUUGUGGGACAUUUGACGUUUCGGGCUAUAUAUAUUCUACUGGCACAGCGACAUAGACUAUUGCUUAUUAUCAUUGCAUAAAUACCCGUGACAUAUUCUGCCAAUCUAUCAAACUUUCUUUUUGAGGCAAAAAGUAAA
This is a messenger RNA of Aspergillus vadensis CBS 113365, 1760 nucleotides long. RefSeq lists its product as uncharacterized. The coding region runs from base 116 to 1309 and encodes 397 amino acids. The transcript has 3 exons. Lineage: Eukaryota; Fungi; Ascomycota; Eurotiomycetes; Eurotiales; Aspergillaceae. The record is from RefSeq and is a predicted model, not a curated record.